AUGACGACUCUAAACCCCCGUGGGCCAUACUCUCCGGAGGAGCUCGAGAAACUUUAUCCAAAAGGCUUAAAGCUACAAUUGGUGCAAGUGUUCCUCCGCCAUGUCUGGCCUUACUGCAGCGUUGCGAAGCAGAUGGUUGAGGCUGCUGCGAGUAAACAAGAUCUCUCAAGCUGGGACGGAUUUCAAUGGCGUCGGAAGAUCGAGACCUUUGGUGACAACGAUGAAGCGAGGGUUGCCUCUGGACCCAAUGGGUUGAUUGAGGGCAUUUGCCAACACGGUCAGCUCACCGACAAGGGCCGUGAGACAACCUAUGCUCUGGGUCAACGCCUGCGUCAUCUAUAUGUUGACCAGCUUGGAUUCAUGCCUAAGAUCAAGGAGGAUACAGAAGAUAUGUACAUGCGUGCUACAUCUAUUACUCGUGCUCUGGAGUCUAUGCAGCAGGCUUUCUGGGGAAUGUAUCCUUCUAAUGCUCGCACCCUGGACUUCCCCCCGCCAAUUAUUGUUGCGCGCCCUGUGAACGAGGAGACACUUUUCCCUAACGAGAGUAAUUGUCGACGAUUCCGACAGCUUGCUCGUCUAUUUGCGGAUCGCGCUGCUGUGCGCUGGAAUGACUCUGAGCAGAUGGAUUAUCUAAACAAGGUCUGGUCCAAGUACAUGCCUGCGACAUCACCAAAGGUUGCUGUGGAUGCUCACCCUCGUCUUUCUGGGAUCAUGGAUACUAUUAACGCCACUGAUGCUCAUGGGCCGGCCACAAGGCUUCCAUCCGACUUUUACGACAAGAAGGCUCGCGCUAUUCUUGAUCGUAUUGCGGUGGAGGAAUGGUUUGCCGGUUAUAACGAAAGCAAUGAAUACCGUAAAUUGGGAAUUGGCGCCUUAAUGGGUGACGUCGUUGACCGCAUGGUCAGUACCGCAGUCGAUGGUGGCUGGCGCAGCGAGACUUCUGCGUCCGGAUCGAAUGUCCCGGGAACUGGAAAGGCUAUCAAGUUCGCUUUGAGUGGAUGCCACGAUACUACCCUUGCGGCUAUUCUGUCUAGUAUCGGCGCUUUCCAGAAUGGUUCAUGGCCCCCUUUCACCUCGUCUAUUGCCGUCGAGCUCUUCUCUCGAGCUCCUCACCAAUCAGCAGAUGCUGGUACAAUGCUAGAGGAAUUCUCUAACCCGGCAGUUUCAUCUAAGAAGGGCGGAGUGUUGUCUUCGAUCUUUGGUGGUGGGGACAAGUCCGCAUCUCAACAACUUGCUCCCUCCGCAACUGCACGUGCACCUCUUCAAUCUUUGCCUGACGAAUCGCGUGAUUCUCUGCGCAAGCACUAUGUUCGUAUUCGCUACAACGACCAGCCUGUAACCAUUCCAGGCUGUGCUGCAAAGCCUGAGAACCACCUCCCUGGCGAUGAGACCUUCUGCACGCUCGAUGCUUUCAAGAGCAUCGUCGAUAAGUUUACUCCGAAGAACUGGGUUGCCGAAUGUAUGCAGAACCUGGGUGAAGGCAUGCAUGGCCCCAAUGACUCGGAGCGCAUCCCCGCUGAUUCGUAG
Molecule: messenger RNA, 1527 nt
Organism: Penicillium angulare
Lineage: Eukaryota; Fungi; Ascomycota; Eurotiomycetes; Eurotiales; Aspergillaceae
Product: putative acid phosphatase
Exons: 5
Coding region: 1-1527 (508 amino acids)
Biological process (GO): dephosphorylation
Molecular function (GO): phosphatase activity
Source: RefSeq, a predicted model, not a curated record